Drosophila innubila is the source of this 5823-nucleotide messenger RNA. RefSeq names its product nucleoporin NUP188 homolog (gene Nup188). Gene Ontology annotation, biological process: RNA export from nucleus; protein import into nucleus. The transcript has 10 exons. Bases 85 to 5748 code for a protein of 1887 amino acids. Gene Ontology annotation, cellular component: nuclear pore inner ring. The record is from RefSeq and is a predicted model, not a curated record. NCBI's taxonomy places the organism in Eukaryota, Metazoa, Arthropoda, Insecta, Diptera, Drosophilidae. Gene Ontology annotation, molecular function: structural constituent of nuclear pore.
AGCGAAAUUGCGCGUGUAAAAAUCUGUUUGUUGUGAUUUUAUUUUGAUUAUAAAUUUAGUAUUAAUUUGUUGAAAUUAACGAAAAUGCCCGCCAUUGAAAAGUGUGUCAUCUAUGACUGGAAGCGACUGUGGCAAAUGGUGUCUGGCAUUCAUUAUGAGACUCCCCAGGACACUGUGAAGCAGGAGCUGUUGAAUGUGUGCUCCGAGCUGCAGGCGGGCGUCUUGCAGUUCAAGCCGAAGAGCGCCUCCAACAUUCAGCUGGCCGCGCUGCUCAAGGAGAAGAAGCAGGAGAAACUGUUGCCAUUCACAGAGCGAUUGCAGGAGUUGCUUAAUCUGGAGUCGGCACAAUGUUGGGAGAUCUUAUGUUACUACCUGACCAAGGAGUAUCGCGGCUCGGCCAGUCUGCUCAGCCAACUAAUCUCGACGGAGACAAACAUGAGCAAAUUACUGGAGGAUAUACGACAUUAUUAUUCGCUGGAGCGCAUGAUUGUCCUCAAGAUUGUGAAGAACUUGCUUGUCUUUUACAAUGUGCCCAAUCAUCCGUAUCACCAGGAGUAUCGCGAGGUGGUGGACAAGUUGACGCUGCCACGUCUGCUGGACUCGUAUCUGCAACAGCUGGACAGUUUGAUUAAUGAGCUGCCACCGCGUAAACUUUUGGCGGGAGAAUGUUAUCACUGUCCGGACAGACUGACCAGUUGGUCGGAGCGCAAUGCGCGGGAAACCAAUGAAGUGCUGCACAUUCUCAUGUUACUCAGCGAACAUAUGACCAUGGAUCAGUUGCACAUUAAACGUCUGUUUGCCACCAUUAAACAACACUCCUUUGGACGCAUCCAAAACUAUCUGGAUGAAAGCAACAUUUAUCACCAGGAGCUGAUCAAGAAUCUAACCUACUCGGAGCUGGUGUUGCUGCUCAAGUGCCUGGACUUUGAGCGGCCCAAAGAGCAUGUCCAGCUUAUAGAGGAGUUGCAUGCACAGAUUGGCAGCCUGCAUCAUCGGCCAGAGCACGGUCCACUGCUGCUGGUCUGGAUGCUGUUGCGUCUGCGUGCCACCAAUGACGCGGAGGAUGCCACCAGCUUGUUGAGGUGCCGCCAAUUGGGCAAACGUGCUGUGGAACUCAAGUGUUUUGUCCAGCUUCAUGCCAUCGUCACCCAUCCCAUGUUCGCCGAUGACAGUCUUCUUUCCAAGAUCGUGCGCAGAACCAUCUACAAUCAACUAGGCUACCUCUGCGAUCUAUUCGACGGCGACGGCAGCUGCUCACGAUACGAGGGCAUCUACGAGUUGCUGGGAGAGCUUUUGUCCUGGCCACAACUGGCUAAGGAAUUCUGCAACUCCGAAGAUGAAGGCGUACGUUCGCUUUAUAAUACACUCCUGGAAAACUUUCCGCUGCAAUUCACAAACUUGGCCAAGUUGGCACAGGCACUAACCAAGGCAGGCCAAGGCAACUAUGUGAAAAGUCAGCUGGAAUCGUUGCCCAUGUUGGCCCUGUUGUACGACGAACGACAGCAGAAACUCAACGAACUGGGAGCUGAUGAAUACGAGUUGAUGAACAAUGUGAAACCGUUUCCCCGCAUCGAUUACAUUUUACCCGCAGGAACAAGCUGUACGGCCGUACAGCAUCCUACGGGAUUUUACAUGCAUUUCCGUUGUCAUGUCAAUUUCUUUAAUGCACUGCAUCAUGAGAUCAAUUGUCUGCUGCUGGAGAAAGCGCAAUUACAUGGCGACUUUGAUUCUAAUGAGCGCAUAAUACGCGUUGAAGAAGGCCUCAAGUAUUUGGUAUUGGCAGUGCAAAGAGCCAAGUCCAUAGAAGGCAUCAGUGCCGAGAUGGUGCAUCCCACAGAGAUGUGCAUUGAUCUGUUGAGUAAAUUCAAGAGUGUUCAGUAUCCGCCAGUUGGUUUACUCUCGAGUUGUCUCAAUGUCUGCUCGGCUCUGUUGCCGCUGGUGGACGAGGAGAUCUUUACACGUGUCAGCAAUCUGGAUAUACUGCCCACUAUUAGCAAUGAUUCCCAGCAGGACUUUAAAAUCUAUGCCAGUGCCGUUUACUUUGAGUCACGAUUUCUGGGUUCUGUCAUCGACAAUGUGGAAAAGAAACAGCAAAGCUAUGAGUUUCUUCUGGCCUAUCUGAACUUUCUGCGCACCUACACAAAGUUGAAGAGGAAACGUUAUAUGCAGGUAGAACUGCCGGGUCUCAUCUUUCUGCUACGCGAUGUCUUUCCUCAUCUGCACACCUGGCACUUUAAAUCGCAGUCGGAGAAGAAUAAGAUCUAUUUUGAGGUGUUAAGCUUUAUUUGCGAUAUAUUUGAUAUGCUGGGCAGCAAUGUGGACAAGAAAUGUGAACAAAGUCAGCUUUUACUCAAUGUCUGUGUCUAUUCACUGCUGAAUCUGGACAACGGAUUGAUUCUAUUGCGAUUUGUGGGCGUGGGCAACGCCUUUGUGCAGUACACAAUGGAGCUGGAAACGAACUGGAUGCAACAGCAACCCCAUGGAUUAAUGAUGCUAGUGCGUCUCUCGAUGAGGAUUCUGAUGCAGCUGCUUUGCCUGAAGAGUCAUGUGUACUGUGCUGAGAAUUUGUCACCCUUGGAGGCGUUGAUAUACACACAGCCAAAGCAGCGGGAUACUCUGCGUAUUAUUCCCACUGUCUGUAGUUAUAUGAGCAACAUAUUCGAUCGCUGGUUGCCCAUUGUCUCCUGUCGUCUGCUAAAGCGGAUUGCACUCGAGUUUAAUAUGUCAUUGUUAGCUUGUUUGGAUAUGGAGGCCGAUCAGAUUCGUCUGACGUUCAUGCAAAAGCUGCCCGAUGAGCUGGAAAGCGAUUCGGUCAAGAUUGCCAUACUUGAGUUGGUGGAUGCCUGUAUAGCAAAGCAGCCGGGAGUCACAGAGGCUUUUUUUAAGGUCAACUAUGGCCAGGACAAGCGAUCCUUCUUCACAUUUGGCAAGGAGUGUGCUCCUAGUAUUGGCGACAGCAUUGUCACCUAUAUGAAGGAGUUCCUCGAUGCCCUCGAGGCUGAACCUCUGACCAUCCAACAAAUGCUGCCCAGCAAAAUAAUGAACAUCUUCCAUUCGCUGUGGAAGCACAAUCUGCAAAUGCUCGUGGAUGAGUUGCUUAAACUGCCACGGUUCUGGACAAAACUCUGCAGUCCACUCUUCAGUGAACCCUCGAAACAGCCGCAGGUGCGCGUUUACACUCAGUUGAUGAACAUUGUGUCCAUUGAGGCGUACAGCACGGGCAACAAUCAAAAUGCCGAGCUGCGAGAGGUGCUGAAGAAGUUCUUCGAAAGGGAUUGCUUCAAUCAAUGGCUGAACUACAUCUUCGAUAUGCCCAAGGUUCCAGCGGUGACCAAUUCCAGUGAUGAGCUGCCCGACUGGAUUUGCUGUCUUCAGUCGUUUAAGGACUUAAUUGUUAUACUGCUAAAGAAGCAGCCAAAUUUUAUAAGCAUACCCGAUGCACAGUUUAAAUUGCUGGCCAAGAAGUGUCUGACUGUAUUGGUGGAUCGUGCUCAUUACUUGGAUGACAUGCGUCCCUUUAUAAUGCUGGCCGAGUUGUAUAUAUUCCUUCUGCUCAGAUUUAAGCACGCUUAUACCAGUAAUGGCGAGGAGGAACUGGAACUGAUGGAGCAGCUGCUUCAGCUGAUGAGUCGCAUUUGUUCCUGCUACGAGGAUCUGCAUGUGCGCGCCAAGGAGGCGUGUCUGGCAAUCAUCACCAAGUGUGCACAUCUCUACACAAACCUGCUCAUCAGAGACUCCUCGAUUGCACUGCGUUUCCUCAACUCGGUGGUCAGCAUUAUCUGCACCGAGCUGCAGAAUAUGGAGAAAUCUGUCAACCUGGAUCAACAGGCAUUAACACAGGAGGAGUCCAAUGGCAAGGUGUCAUCGAAUUCGUUGAUAUUGUGCCUCAAUCUGCUGAAGGCUGUUGCCAGCAUCUUCAACAACGACGGACCCGGCAAUUGGGAUCUGCCUUUUGUAUCUGUACGUCUGUUUCAACGCUUGCUGAGAUGCAUUUCGUAUACAUUGCCAUUGCAUGGCAAGAGAGUAUUGACGGAGCAGCUCCUGGAUGUCCUGAUUGUGUUUGCCAAGAGCAAUUGUUCGGUGGAGUUCCUGCACUGUGAUGUGGGCGAGCACCUGUGGCUGAAGAUGCUGCCACCAAGGGAACUGCUGCAGUGCAGACUGGAGUUCAACAACAAGAACAGCAGCGAUGUGUGGACCAUGGAACAGUGGUGGUCCAUCUAUGCACGUGGCAUUGAGCUGGUCAACAUUAUCUACGACAAGCACAAGAAAUGCUUUCUGCAGGAUGCUCUACAGUUCGUUGGCAUCCAUGAGGUUUAUCUCGUGGACUCGCUCCUGCUGGGAAAACAAUCUCUGGAGCCGGCGGCCAUGCAACUGAUCAAGGCGGCCAUCUCAUUGGUAGCCAGCCUCACGGAGCAUCACAAAGAGUGGGCACAGGAUCACUGCUCUUCGCUUUUCAACAUCAUGAAUGCUGUCCAGGGUCUAAUGUGUCAUGCCACCUCCAUGUUCCACCAGCAGCGAAAUUUAAAGUGUCUUCUGGCAGGUCGGAGAUCCCAGCUAGAAAUAUUGCGUAGUGUAGAGUCCAUUACCAUCGAUGAUGACAUCAUCAACGCCUGCAAUGACCUUACAGACAUCAUCAUUUACUGUGUGAAGGCAUUGCAAAAGUUCACUCCCGAUCUGUUGGAUCUAUUGUGUUCCAGUUUCUAUGAGCCUCACAAAUGGCAGCCCAUACUGGAUGUCAAAUUUGGCGCACCCAAACUCAAUGAAGGAAACUUAACGCUCACGUUUGGCAUGGUAUUGAAUAUGGUCAGCGUUUAUGUGAAGGCACUCAACAUGCAAAACCAUGGAUUCAGUGAGUUGCCACUCAAUGUGCUGCCCAAUGUGGAGAAUGGAGAGGUGACGGUGGCAGGUGGUGUCUCCAGCUCUCCAGGCUUGACAGCCGAUGCGAAUGGGACUCGUGGCCAGAGGAGCUUUACCAAAUCCUUGUCGGCCAACUCAAUAUCCUCGGCAGCGUGUACCUCGAGUGAGCUGCUCUCCAAUCUCGAUGGUCAGCUGUGUCUUGUGGCGCUGGAACAUCUGCUGAUGUUGGUGGCAUCGCAGAGCAUUUAUGUGUUGCGGUCGCAGGAUUUGGAGCCACGUUGGAAGCAGAUUGUGCGACGGGAUAUCAGCAGUGAGCUGUUGAGUUUCCAUGAGUUUGUGCGUCGCAAGGUGAUUGUGGAUUAUCGGGACUCGCGUUGUCAGUGGGUGCGACGCAAGCAUGGCAUGUUUAAGCAGAAGCCAGUGGAAGGAACUGCCAUCCAAUCCAGGAGUGGAAGCACUCAAGUGGUGCGUCGUUCCACCAGCGAGUUGCGGGUGAAUGUGGUGCGACGUCUUCAUCUGCAGCAGCAGUUGCAUGCCCCUCCUCAAUCCACUGACAGUCACUUUGAGAUGACUCGCAUGCUGAGUCCAAUUGGUCCAAGUGCUGCUCAGCACUUGGAGGCAUCGACACCUCAAGGCGCCAUCGAUUUGGGGGAAACACCACGUGCUCAUUUGGAGAAUCGCAAGCGUUUCCAUGUGAAUCAGCCAGCUGAUGAACUCUUGGCAGAGAUUGAGUCCAUUGAAGUUCAGUACUUUCCCCCUACGACGGACACUGGCUACAGUGAACUCUCGCAGGUGCAACUGGUCGAGGAGGAUUAUCUGCAACUGAUGUCAGCUUUAUUUGCUGUGAUUCCCCAGAGCGAAAAUGCACGAGAGAACUCCAGUUCAGUGUGAAUUAGUGUUAAGAAAUAAGAGCAUAAAAUGAUAAUGAAAUGAUUCUGAAUAAAGUUUAUAUUUAUACACCGUUUA